Messenger RNA from Aplosporella prunicola CBS 121167, 2147 nucleotides. RefSeq lists its product as uncharacterized. The record is from RefSeq and is a predicted model, not a curated record. NCBI's taxonomy places the organism in Eukaryota, Fungi, Ascomycota, Dothideomycetes, Botryosphaeriales, Aplosporellaceae. Gene Ontology annotation, biological process: SRP-dependent cotranslational protein targeting to membrane. The transcript is spliced from 4 exons. Gene Ontology annotation, molecular function: 7S RNA binding; endoplasmic reticulum signal sequence receptor activity; signal recognition particle binding. Gene Ontology annotation, cellular component: signal recognition particle, endoplasmic reticulum targeting. Bases 15 to 1913 code for a protein of 632 amino acids.
CCCACCUGGCGGCUAUGGACAUUACAAGCUUCGUCGUCGGUCAGCGCGACAGCGCCCUGCUGCUGGGCGACUACAACACCUAUCGCCAGCAGCUGUCUCGCCGCUUGCUCACCCUCCGCAAACGCCUGGGUCGCACCACGCCGAAAAACGCCAAGUACUCCCCGAAGGCACCCAUCACUGCUGAAGACAUUGCCGGGAGCCACGAUUAUGUCCACCUCCAGAUCCUUACCAGUGAGCGUGCCUGGGCCCAUGCCAUGCACAUGAAGUCCACCCAUUCCGAAGAAAAUGCCGACAACGGCAUCACUGGUUCGACGCGCAAGCACAUUAUCUCCCGUCUACACAAGGCUGCCACCACGGCCAACGAACUUGUUUCUUUGCUAUCGGACCAGACAGUAACUGGAGCGACCGAUGUCGAUCUGUUGGAAGCGCAGGCCUAUGUCUAUUCCCUGAGUGGCGCCGAAGAAUUCGAGAAACAGGCUGAAGGUAUCAGGCCCGGCGAGGGACAGGAACAAAGAUGGAAAUCUUGCCUGGUCCAUUAUUCCGCGGCGCGUAUCAUCUACAAUGCUCUACUGCAAUCCACGAAGAAGGAUCUGUUCAAGGAGAUCCUGGCCAGCACCAUUGAUCCCAGUAUCCGCUACGCCGCAUACCAAUCACGCCUACCUCGCACCUUGGCCGUUUCUGUCGUAGCUCGUCAAUACUUUCCUCGCGACAACUCCGCUCUAGCAUCCGCUGUUGAGAAGCAGUUCCCCGAUGCUCUUAAAGAUGAAGCGUCCGCUACAGGCAAGGGCCCCGAAUCGACCGAGAAGGUCCCAAAUACGAUUAGCUGGCGCGGACGCAGCGCGAACAUUGUCGACGCUGCUGUUGGGCAAGCGCUCGCCUCCGUGACCGCAGCGGAAGGCCGCCUAGCCGAAUACCUAGCCUCUAACACCGAUAGCACAUCCCGCGACAAAGCAGCGGCCUAUGACGAUGUUCUUAUCGCCAGUCAAGACGCCACUGACUCGACGCGCCAUGCCAUUGAGGAACUGGAGAAGGAGGGCGUGAAUGAGGGGGAUUCUCGAAUGCAGGACCUGCGUGUCACAAGCCUGGCAAUCAAUUACGCGCUGAUUGGCUGGCGUGUUGGCCGGAACCGUGUCCUUAUUGGGAGCGAAGAUGGCUUGAAACUUGAUGCGGCGAAAAUUAAAAAACCUCGCGCGAGAAGAGAUGGCAAGGAAUGGGUUGAAAAGGAAGAGGGCAACGGACGAAAGCUGGCCAGACUAAGGGAACGUGUCGUACUUUACGACUCGAUCCUCCAGAGCAUCGAUUCGGUGAAGGAUUUAAGAGGUGCAAUGAGGGAUGCCGGCUUUAUUGAAGAACUUGAUGGGAAGCGGGCAUAUUUCCAAGCUUUGAAGUGCCUCAACAUAGCGUACUCCCACGCCUUGCUCUCUAAUUCUAAGAACGCUCUCGCCCUUUUCGCUCGGGCUUUGGAUUUGUCGUCGAAAGCCCUUUCCACCGCAGCAGCAUCAGAGCCGACCUCAUCAGGACCGCCCAAGCUCGACGUCAGCCCUGAGGCCGCAGAGUCGGUCCACAACCAUUUGCAAGGUCUCACGUCGCAGUUCCGCGGGUUGGUCGAAUUGCAAAAGUCAUCGUUGGCCCACAGCACCGCCAAUGCAAAGGAUGCGAUGAACUUAACCCCUAUUGUGGAAUGCUUGAACGAAUAUCCCGUAGGCGGAGUCAAUCUGGAUAAGCUGAUUCAAUGGCCACCCAGGCUGCAGCCCGUGCCUGUCAAACCACUUUUCUUGGACGUGGCUUGGAACUACAUAAGAUAUCCUGGACAGGAGGAAGAAGAAGCCGUGACCCAAGUUUCUGAACAGAACGGCGGCGAGGAUGUAGAAGAACAACCCAAGAAGCGGGGUUGGUUCGGGUUUGGUCGAUGAGCAAUAACGCCUGGAACGAAGAAUGACUGCUGGUGUUAGUAAGAAUAGAGGUCCGCCGUUCUUGUCCAUUUCCCCAUCUCUAAUGAGACGGUGUCCUUGCAUUUGUAUGUUGGUUAACAGCAGAGGACUCCGGGUAGGUUUUGAACGAUGACAUUAGUUGCAACUACGAUCUCCGGGUCGGUCCAUAGUCGACAAAAGAUUUGACACCACAACUCUUUCUAUGAAAAUGCAGUU